Molecule: messenger RNA, 1134 nt
Organism: Closterium sp. NIES-67
Lineage: Eukaryota; Viridiplantae; Streptophyta; Zygnematophyceae; Desmidiales; Closteriaceae
Source: the annotation of a GenBank genome assembly
UCCCCCUUUCUCUUGCUUUCGCCUUCGAUCUCCCCUUUCAGCUGUCUGAGGUGCUCCAACUACAGCGGCCUUUUCUGGGGGUUAGUUUUCAGAGAGCCUCCUAGACCGAGUCCGAGCCACCUUUCCGACGUACCUCGUUACCCACGCCAGCCGAGCCGCGUCGCCAUGGCGGGGUCCGCGGUGCUUCAGUCUGCGACCAUUGACAGAGUCGCGUUGAGGAGUUCAUUCAUCGGCGAGGCCCAAUCGCUGCGCGCCACGUCAGCAGCCGCCUCCUCCCAGACCCUCAGCCAGCAAGGCCUGCUAGCCGGCCGCAUUGUCUGCAAGGAGUCGCGAAUCGGCCGGAAACCCAUUGUCGUGCCGGCCGGCGUGACGAUCAAACUUGACGGCCAGUCGCUAAUGGUGAAGGGGCCUAACGGCGAGCUGUCGAGGGAGUAUCCGAGGGAGGUCCGUCUGAGCCAAGAGGAUGGCGCCAUCAAGGUUGAACGCGCUCUGGAAACCCGACAGGCUCGCGCCAUGCACGGGCUGUUCCGCACGCUGACUGACAACAUGGUGCAGGGCGUGGCGAAGGGUUUCGAGAAGAAACUGCAGCUGGUGGGAGUGGGGUACCGUGCGGCUGUUGACAAGACGGAGCUCGUGCUCAACCUGGGUCUUUCUCAUCAGGUCCGCAUGAAAGUCCCCGACGGCGUGGCAGUGAAGGUGGAGGAGAACACACGGAUCACCAUCAGCGGGCGCGACAAGGUGGCAGUGGGCGACUUUGCAGCAGCGGUGCGCAAGUGGCGGGAGCCCGAGCCGUACAAGGGCAAGGGUAUCAAGUAUGCGGACGAGGUCAUUCGGCGCAAGGAGGGCAAGGUUGGCAAGAAGAAGUAGGCUGCUGCUGCUGUUGGGAGGAGGAAGCAGGUUGUUGCAAAGUAGGGGUGAAAGGAUUUGCAGAUAUAAUCAUGGCCUUCUGUGUACGCAACGGCUAUGUUUAUACAAUGGUGAUGGUGUCUUUUGGGCGUUUACAAGCUUGCAAUCGCAAUUCAUCGCUUCGCCUUGUAAUACUAUGUUCAGCACACUAAGUGGGCUCUUAACGCUUAUUUUGGACUGCAAGAUAAUGGGCAGAGGACCAUUUUCAAUUAGAAGUCUCUGGACGGA